Octopus sinensis (East Asian common octopus) is the source of this 3454-nucleotide messenger RNA. RefSeq names its product rab-like protein 6. Bases 933 to 3224 code for a protein of 763 amino acids. Gene Ontology annotation, cellular component: cytosol; nucleus. The record is from RefSeq and is a predicted model, not a curated record. The transcript is spliced from 14 exons. Gene Ontology annotation, molecular function: GTPase activity; GTP binding. Lineage: Eukaryota; Metazoa; Mollusca; Cephalopoda; Octopoda; Octopodidae.
GCUUUUUUAUGCAACCUGAUGACGAAAUCGUAUUUGCUUGGCAGAGGAAACUGGAGAAGAAUGUCUUUGACUGUCGCAGAACGAAUGAGAUAAACAACAGCAAGAAUUCUGAGCAAUUUUGAUAUAAUGUUUUUAAAAAUAUAUACAUAUAUAAUUUUAGUACAAUGAUAUGCUGAACUGAGAUGUAAAUAAAGAGAGAGGGAAGAGAGAGACGGUGUGUGAGAAGAGAGAAACAGGUUUAUUUGUGAAAACUUGUCAAUUUAUUGAUUUGGUGGCGAUUCCAGCCUGGAUUCUGAUUCCCAGAUUCAACUUAUUCCUCUCUUGACAUUCAAGUCUUUCACCAAUUUAGUGGAAUGCGUCUGGAUUCAUAAAAUACUUUAACGCGUACAUUUCUUCUCUUAUCUCUCUUUAAUUUUUCAUCUAAAUUUAGUUUUCUUUUCAUCGAAGCAACAACAAUGUAAGGAGAAACCUGUUCGAUUGGGACAUCCCCCCUUUUCAUAUAAACAAAAAGAAGAAGAAAAAUAUACUCGGAAAUUCCAACUUGAAAUGGAUAAAUGGUCAUGAAGGAAAAAAACAACACGUUUCUAUGCCUGAGUUUUCUUUGAGAUUCUCCUACCUGUUGGCAAGUUACCCUGUUGCUCUAUCUCGACACAUUGCCGCAGAAAACAACGGAAAUAGAUUGGAGAAAAGACAGAUAAGGACAUUUAUAAGCAAUCUGUGAUUGUGCUUUGCUUGAAGCCAGUGACGACCGCAAAAUGAGGCCAAUAUCGAGUAUUUGCUGAGGUUUUGUGAAAGGUCAGUUAUAGAUAAUGCAGGAAACACAGUAUAAGAAUUUCAAAAGUAAAAGGAAAGUUUGCAAAAUAGUUUUAAAAAUCAUUGAAGAAAAAGGAAACCUCUGAAUAAAUAUCCAUAUUCCACACACACAGACCAAUAUGUCUCUUUUUCGGAAACUUCUUGGUGGCAAUGAGCCAAUCAAACCAGCAACUCCACCUGGACACCAACCCAUGGGGGCCCAACUUCAGCGGAAAUUCGCAAAAGGAGUUCAAUAUAACAUGAAGAUCGUGAUCCGUGGUGAUAGAAAUGUUGGUAAAACCUGUUUAUUCUACCGGCUGCAAGGAAUGAAGUUUCGGGAAGAAUAUAUUCCAACAGAUGAGAUCCAGGUGACCAGUAUCCAGUGGAAUUAUAAAGCUACGGACGAUGUUGUGAAAGUUGAAGUUUGGGAUGUUGUCGACAAGGGAAAGAAAAGGAAAAAAAUUGAAGGUUUAAAAAUGGAAAAUGUUGACCAGAAUAUGGAAGACCAUUGUCUGGAUGCUGAAUUUGUAGACGUUUACAAAGGUACAAACGGAGUUAUCAUGGUAUAUGAUGUCACAAAACAAUGGACUUUCAGUUAUGUUGAGCGUGAACUUGGUAAAAUUCCAAGCCAAAUCCCUGUACUGGUGUUAGGGAACCACAGAGACAUGGGACAUCAUCGUGUUGUCUUAGAAGAUAAAGCUAUUUAUUUCAUAGAAAGUUUAGACAGAGGAAAAGAUGCUGCCCAGAUACGAUAUGCUGAGUCUUCCAUGAGAAAUGGAUACGGUCUGAAGUACUUACAUAAAUUCUUUAACUUACCAUUCCUUCAAUUACAAAGGGUCACUUUGCUGAAACAGCUGGAAAUCAAUUCAGAAGAUAUUCGCUCCACAAUUGAAGAACUCAAUAUCCAUGAAGAAUCAGAAGAGCAAAACUAUGAUAUAUUUAUAGAUAACCUCUGUGCCCAGCGGCGACAACAACAAGAAAAGCUAGCUGAGAAAAUUAUGGAAGAAGCCAAACAAAGGCAGGCUGAGUUAGCUGCCUCUGGUGUCAUAACAAAUGGGACAACAUCACAGCCUGUUUCUCGGUCAGCAUCUGCCAAUUCUUUACCUAAAUUACCAACAUCCCAGUCUUACUCUCAUUCCUUACCUGGUUCCGUUAUGCAAAUGCCCCCUACUUCUCUGCAGUCCCCUACAAAUCAGCCGCCAGCCUGUAAUGGUGGAGGUGCAGGAGGAGGAGUAGCCGUAACCGGAGCAGCUGGAAAUGCAUCUUCCUCCGCUGGCAGUACACCCCAGGCAGAGCCGAAAACUGGCUUCUUUUCUCGGAUAUUUGGAAACAAGUUGCAGUUAUCCACCCCAGAUGUUAACAGUCAAACAAAAGCUGUGGAAGUUAAUGUUGAAAAGGCUGUGAAAAGUGUUGAGGAAUUUAUUCCAGAUGGUGAAGAACUGGACAGUAGCUUUCUGGAUGAUACGAAGGAUCAUCGAAUGACUGCUUCAUGUAAUCCAGCUAAUAAAGACAAGGAAAGUGACAGUGAUGAAGACUACAGUGGCAAUCCUAUGGUAGCGGGUUUCCAAGAUGACCUUGACUCUGAGGAUGAAGUCACUCUGAAGAACGCUGGUGACAACAGCAAGCUCCCCAUCAUGCCAAACCUUGACCUCUCCAGUGAUGAAGACAUUCUCAUUGUUCCAGUUGCGUCCAAGAAGCUCUCUCUCUCUGCCAGCAAGGACAACACCAACGACAGCAAGAAGUCGACCAAUUCCUCCUCUUCCAACUCUUCUACAACUUUCUCACAGAAGGCCAACCGGAAACUUUCUUCAGAAUCAGAGCCUGACAUCUCUGAUAAAGUCCAAAUUGCAGGUAAAACAAUCAAAGAGCCGAGAAACGAUGAGGAGCAACAUUCGGAAGAUAACGAAGAUGCAUCACAACCUCAUGUGGCCCAGGAUAUUGAAGAUAUCAGCGAAGAUGAGAACUCAAAUGAUAUGCCCAACAGUCUAACACAGAGUUCAGCAGAGAUCCCAGGAAGUCACUCGAUCCCAUCAAUAGAUUUAACAUACGAAGAUCUUAGUGUUUUGGAGAAAGGAUUUAAUUCUUCAGCAAAUGCCGACUCUUCCAUUUGGACACCUGGAGAUACAGACCACGACUCUGUAACGAGUGAGAAGAAAAAAAAGAAGAAGAAAAAGGAUAAAGACAAAGAUGAAGAAAAGUCAAGUAAAAAAUCCAAAAAGAAAAAAGAAAAAGGUCGAGAGUUGAGUGGAAGCAAGGAAAGUAGCAGCAGCAGCAGUGGCAGCAGCAAAGUGAAGAAGAAAAGCAAAAAAUCCAAAGAAAACCAGAAAGAACUUGGACAACUGGAAGCUUUUCUUGUAGAAGAUAAUGUCACUGAAGAGUUGACGCCAAGACCAACCGCGUACACUGGGGGGGAAGAUUACGAGUCUCUUUGAAUCUGGGCAGCCGAGAAGAUGGAUGAAAACUACUUCAGACUAAUUUUUAGGAAGAUUUUGAUAAUCCAUAUCUUAUCUCCCCUCCCACCACCCUCGUAUCAGCUGAUAACAAGAUGUCUGUACAAAUAUAUACAUAUAUGAUGCAAAUUUUAUAAAUGAUAGUUAAUAUAUGUAAUAUAUAAUGUGUAUAUAAAAAGAAACCAUAUAUAAUGUAAUUAGAUAUGUAUUUA